UCAAAGAUGGCUUCCAAAGAACACGUGAAAGCAUUACCAAAAGAAAUUAAGGAACUGCUGAAAAAAUACCCCGUUUUAGAACAUGUGCAAGAUACAAAUAAGAUAAAAUGUACAUUGAGUGGGCAUGAGAUGCCCUGCAAGGCAGAUAUUGUGUCUGGUUACGUGAAUGGAAAGAAGUUCAUCAAGUUGUAUAAAGAUAAGGAAUAUAACUAUGACAGAUUAAAACCACAUCUUGUUCCAAGCUCAAAGAAACAUCAUGAGCAUCAGUUAUUCUGCCUCCUGACCUUCACGCACAUCAACAAGACGCCGACAGCAGUCGACCGGCACUUGAAGGGCAGGCGAUACGGCAAAGCUUUGAAGAGAUGGACCAAGUGUCAAGAGACAGGAGAAGCGUUCCGUCCAUUACGCAAGAGGAAAAGAGAGGAAAAUGAAUCUAAAGAUGGCAAAAGUUUCUAUGAUUCUGACAGGGAUUCUGAUGUGGACACAGAUGAUAGCUAUAGCGAUCUCUAUCCACCUGAGUAUUUCGGCGGAGAUGGUCUCAACUCGGACUUCGAGUGCGAUGUGGAGGAUGAUGAAGAGGCAGCAGCAGUAACGUCAGUGAGCAACACAGGCUCAAAAAAGACGUCAAAAUGGGUCAAACGAAAACAGACCAAUAAACACAAGAAGAUGAAAUCUGGAGAGUAGCAUUGGUUAAUUGAUCAAGCUGUGGUCAUUCUUACACGGACUUAGUCUCAGCAAGGCUGGAAAGUUUUGUGAACAAUGAAACACAAGGAGGUCGUUUUACUGGGGCUGAUGAUGAAGCUUUGAAAAGUGUUUCAUUCAAUGAGGCUGAGGCUGACUGACUAAACACCAUGUUGGCUACUAAACUCUCGGUGUCUAAGUGGUUGCAAGUCAGGGCCUUGUGGCAGCAGUGCAUUUCUUGAUCAGGGUGAAACAUGGGUCACUCUUUUAUGUAACUUUGCAAAACAUUCAAACAGUGACAAUCACAGUGCUUUGAAGAGACUGGAAUGGUUGUUACAAAUGUUCGCAGGUCGACACCAAGAUUCAUCUUGCUUCUCAUGUGCUAUAUUAUGUCCUAAUUUGGAUACCCAUUAAGUCAGUGUGGUUGGGUAGCCUAGUGGUUAGAGUGUUUGCUCGUCACGAGAAGACCAGGGUUCAGUUCCCCACAUGGAUACGUGUGAAGCCCAUUUCUGGUGUCCUCUGUUGUGAUGUUGCAGGAAUAUUGGUAAAAGUGGCGUAAAACCCAACUAGCUCACUCAUAAAGUUGAAUCAUGUUCCUGAGGGAAGUGUCCACUAGCCUGCGUCAAAGCUUCAAUUUCCCCCUUGCCAUUUUAAAUGUAAUUUCUUGACUCAGUCCUGUCACCACCUCAGGUUCAUCAUGAUGAAAACAUAUUGUAUGCCAUUGCUGUUCUUAUUUCGAAAUUUACAGACUGCCACCAUAUAGCUGGAAUAUUUCUGAGUGCUGCAUCACCAACCAACCAUUCAAUUAUUUUCGAAAAGAUGGUUACCAUAGCACAUUGGGAUAAUUGAAAACUUUGAAAAUAUUUAUCUAGGAAUAAUUGUUUUUUUAAAAACAUAAUUUCAUGCAAUUUGAUGGGCAGCUAUGGAAAUAGAACAUUUUUUUGUGACAUGGAUGUUAAUUUUGUAAACCAGACUUUAAUUUGGCUAUUGAUAUGUGCCAUAGUCACCACAUCACAUGAAAGGGCAAAGGUGAAAACUGAACUUUGAAGUGGACAAUCUUGCCUUGGGAAGAUGGUUGCGAAUAUAUUCUGUGACUUCCCCAUGAAAACCAUUGGCUGAGGUGAGCAACAAAAAAGACAUCAUGUCAUCAAUCACUGGAUUGUCUGGUCGAGAUUCGAUUAUUUCCAGAAUGUCCUCAUACAGCUGGAGUAUUGCUAAGUUGGCAUGAAACAACAAAUAUAAUAUGAUGCUUGGAGUGUAACCAGUAACAGUUGUAAGACUUAGAGAGUUAAAAGGGGUUAGGGCCAACUGAUAAGGUUUGUCAGUGGUGGUAUUGAACACCAGGCUGUUACAGACAGACAAUGUCGCUUGUUACCAUGGCUACAUAAUUUACAAAUGUGUAUUUUGUUGUAUGUUUAUGUACAGCCAACUUAUUUUGUUACCCUGGAAGACAGCUCUAAAAACAUACUUUUCAGGUGUCCGAUGUCAUGUUUAGAAUUGAUCAUUUGUAAUAAAAUUGGUGGAAAAGUGCCAUCCCUGGUCUAAAGAAUAGACACUUUGUGGAAUAAGCUACUUCCAAAACGUCCUUGUCCUGACACUGUACACUUGUCCUAUUUGAUGCAGAAAAGUGCAUCCAGUAUCCACAAUGUAUAUAAUGGAUGCAGAAAAAAACCCAUUCAUCCCACAAUAAUAUUCUUGACACGAUAUAAGGUUUGUGUAGUUUAUUAAGUGUUGUUUCAGUACCAUUUCAUUACUUUACAGGAAAUAAAUGUUUCCUGUUAAAGCUCUUGAAAUUAGUAAUGGACCCUACUUUUGUUGAUCAGGUGAAACCCUGGACUGGUACUGUGCCGUCUCAUAACAAAUCUUUUACUCCUGUAACAUGCCUGUGAUAUGAUCUGUUUCUUGUAGAUAAUUUAAAGAGCCACUUCUUAAUGUUACAAAAAAGCAAGUGUCAUUUUUUAAAUUAGAUGUUUCUGGACACCAUCACAUUGAAGAAAGAUUUGUGUAUUGUGUGGCGGGACUGAAUUAAUAUGAAAAUUUCCAAACAAAUGUUUUUUUGUUGUCAUAAUUGAAGCAAACGUCUGAAUGGGCAGCAAGUUGCUGUAGGGUGGACAAGAGACAACCUUCUGUGGAGAGAAUAUCAGAUCUUCACAUAGGUGUAUCAUACUGGAGUGGAAGAUUUUUAAUGAGAUUGUGAACUGUGCAAUCAGUAGAAUCUCUUGAACCUGCAAUUAUUGUUGUUUAUAUGCAAUGAAAUAAAGAUGUAACACACCUGUA
This is a messenger RNA of Haliotis rubra (blacklip abalone), 2958 nucleotides long. RefSeq names its product surfeit locus protein 2-like. The transcript is spliced from 6 exons. The record is from RefSeq and is a predicted model, not a curated record. NCBI's taxonomy places the organism in Eukaryota, Metazoa, Mollusca, Gastropoda, Lepetellida, Haliotidae. The coding region runs from base 7 to 684 and encodes 225 amino acids.